AUGGGUGAAGCCUCUCCAUGUGACCUCUGGUAUGAAGCUCCGUUUAUUGUUUGAGGACUACACAAUGAGCACUUCCACUUUCCAGCAUCCCGUUCUGGGCUGCAUACCAGCAAUAGGCUACAUACCUCCCACAGGUGACCUGCUCGCUCACACACUUCCAGCUGUUUCAUGGCUCGUUCCGCGCUUCUGCGGCACAUUUUUUCACUCGUGAUCACGCUAUAUUGUGGACUGUUCGGGAUUACAACGUUUGAGACUCUGUAGUCAGUUGAAAAGUGAGUGAGAUACACGGCUGUGUGGUUUUCCCACCGGGGGUCCAACUUCUAAAGUGGCUUUACGCACGAGCUCUUCUCCAUCCAAAGCCGCAGAUCUGGAGCCUAUACACGCUUGGAAGUAAUCGCAGCGCGGAGGGAUGGCAGAGGAAAUCCUAAACCCCCCAGAUCUUAGAGAACUGGAAAAUAAGGUUGGCAGGAAAACCCCGGAAAGUCUUCUGAUGUGGAUGAGGGAUGCGGUGGACCGUGAACAUGGCUGGAGGGCUGAUGCUGUGGACAGGGGGGAGCGCAGAUCUGACUUCAGCGAGAGUUUUUCUGACAAAAUCAGCAACUUAAAACAAGAGAUGAGGUCUCUGCGUUCUGCAGAUGUGAGGAUCCUGCGGCAGCUUGUGGCCGUGCAUGAGGGGAUCGAGGCCAUGCGCUGGCUGAUGGAGGAGCGGGAUGCCUUGGUCAGCCGUGGCAGCAGCCUGACAGGCAGCCUGAGCAGCUUAGUGACUGUGGAGGAGCCAGGUACCUCCAUGUCCCCCUGCAGAGAAAACCUGAGUCCAGCUCAUGAAACCGCUGGAUAUGAGUCAGGAGAUCAACAACCACACACUGACCAUGAUGAGUCAAAUCUUGUCAAGAGCUACUUUGACAUGCCGAGCUCUGAGUUUACUGAAGCAACACCUCCAAGUCCAUCUUCCUCGACGUUUGAAGUCAUGCAAGUCACACAGAGCAGGCAUGUUCAAGCCUCCUUGAGUCCUGACAAUUUUUACAAUAGUGCGAGUUUAUCAAAGUCACAAUCACAGGACUCAAACAUUACUCCAUUAAAAGACAUUAAAUCUCGUGGUGACACCAUCAGAAGAGCUCUGCUCAGAUCCAGCAGGGUAAGGAAAGAAGUGAGAGCAGAUUCUGGUAUUUUUUCCUCUACUAAGCAGUCAGAAGAAACACAGACAGAGCAACAACCCCAGCAAAGUUCCAGAGACCAUCAGAACAAUGUGACGAAAACAGAGGAGAGUGAACCCAAUAAAGAGACAAUGUUGCUGGGCUAUGACGCUCAGUGGUGCUGGGUGGAGUCACAGGACGAUGUGACGUUUCUAUGAUUUUAACAAAGGAUCUUUGAUGUGUAGCUGCUCCCCUUAAAAGUGAAAUGCCAGUUAUGAAGUCAGAUUAAUAAUGCACUUUGACAGUGAUUAAUAACUAAAGAUGAAUGUCCAUAAAUACUGUCUAUAUGUCACUACUCACUCUGUCACUACUUUUUGAAUUGUAGUGAGGAUAAAGUUGCUGUUUCAUCUCUUUUUUUAAAUUGCUUGUUGAAUUUAUGAAAUCUUAGUGAAUACAAAAAAAAAAGACAAAUUAAGCAAUUCUUCAAAUUUGUUGGAAAAAAAAAAAAAUCAAAAGAUGUCCUGUCAAUGUAUGAUCAGUUCUUCACACACUGGUGACCUGUAUUUUUAGAGAUAUUGAACUUGAACUUAAGGUGUUCUAAAAUAGGCUAGUGGGUCUUCAGACUUUCUAAUGUAAUUGCACUUAUUGCAGAUUAUUAAAGUGCUUUUUUUUAUU
Messenger RNA from Labrus bergylta (ballan wrasse), 1808 nucleotides. RefSeq names its product leucine rich adaptor protein 1-like. The record is from RefSeq and is a predicted model, not a curated record. NCBI's taxonomy places the organism in Eukaryota, Metazoa, Chordata, Actinopteri, Labriformes, Labridae. Gene Ontology annotation, biological process: positive regulation of cytokine production; positive regulation of canonical NF-kappaB signal transduction.